This is a messenger RNA of Mauremys mutica (yellowpond turtle), 589 nucleotides long. RefSeq names its product transmembrane protein 272 (gene TMEM272). The coding region runs from base 26 to 589 and encodes 187 amino acids. The transcript has 4 exons. The record is from RefSeq and is a predicted model, not a curated record. Lineage: Eukaryota; Metazoa; Chordata; Testudines; Geoemydidae.
GAGCUACACCAGACAGUGAUCACCAAUGGCUGCUGGCCUGGAGAAAGCUUGUCACCGGUGCAUAUCUAAAAUUGCCAGUAAUGCAUGCUUUAUUUUUGGGCUUCUUGCUUUCCUUGCUUUACCACUGUCCAUGGCUUUUACAGGAAUGAAGUUUUUGGAAGACUGCCCACUUCAACCACUAAUUCCCUUAUAUCUGUUGGUGGGUGGUGUUGUCGGCAGUUUAAAGGUGACUCUUCUGCUUUAUGACUCCACCAGGAUGCGGCAACUGCUUUCCAAAUCUGUCGUGAUUGAUGAUGAUGACGAUGAUGAAUAUCCAUGGCGGCAGAAUGCUCACAAAUACUACAUCCAUCUUACGCUCAGCCUCUUCCUCUUUAUCUGGUUCAUACUUGGGAACUAUUGGGUGUUUUCUGUCUACCUGCCAAAUUUCAUUCCACCUUUCCACCAGCCCCAGGAUUAUUGUGAUAAAACCCUGUACAUUUUUGCUGUUGGAGUUCUUAUCAUUAGUCAUACUGUGCUGUUUUUGCUUAUCUUUUGUAGCUUCUGUAUAUAUUGUUUUUCUAGGCGAAGAUAUGCUGCAGAAGAGGAUUAA